This is a messenger RNA of Puccinia graminis f. sp. tritici CRL 75-36-700-3, 1011 nucleotides long. RefSeq lists its product as uncharacterized. The record is from RefSeq and is a predicted model, not a curated record. Gene Ontology annotation, biological process: DNA recombination; DNA integration. Gene Ontology annotation, molecular function: DNA binding. NCBI's taxonomy places the organism in Eukaryota, Fungi, Basidiomycota, Pucciniomycetes, Pucciniales, Pucciniaceae. The transcript has 2 exons. Bases 1 to 1011 code for a protein of 336 amino acids.
AUGGCAGAAAAUACCGACGUCGUCAACUCAGAAUGUUUAACUGUUGCCCAUUUAAAUAAAAUAAAGGUGUUCAUCUCAAAAGGUGCUACACAUCAUCCAGUCUCUGCUUUGAACGCACAUCUACUGUCAGGUUGGAAGUGGAACACUUUGAUAGGAUAUAAUGCAGCAGUUAAAAAGUUCAUAUUUUUCAAAAAUUUAUCUGGAAACCACGCUUUCGUAUUACCAGCAAGUAGUAUAGAUAUUGAAGAUUUUUGCUUUUGGGCGGGACAAAAUUUAUACUUAAACAACUCUUACAAAAUCUCGGCCACCUCUAUGAAAAAAUACUUAUGCGGAAUUAAGGCGUGGCACACGUUUCACGAAACGUCUUACCCUGAAAUAGCAGACAAACGGAUCGAACUGCUAUUGAAAGCAUCAGCAAAAAUCGAUGCGACACGACCGUUGAAACCGAUGAAGCCAGCAAUUAUGCUGAAACACCUGAUAUGGCUAUCAAACGUUUUAUUUCCUGGCGGGAAAGUUGACAAAGCGAUAAUGGAUCUUUCGAUCGUUGCUUUUUGGGGAAUGGCAAGAAUCAGAGACUUGACCUACAAGAAACCUUUCGGAUCGUUAAACACCCAAGUAUCUCUGUUAACGUCAGACGUUUGCAUAAUAAAAUUGGCAAUCGGAGAAAAGGUCAUACUAUCUAUUAGAGAUGCUAAAACAGCAACGCCAGGGAAACCUCAACAGAUGGUCCUACACAGCUUAAAGAACAUGCUCUGUCCGGUUUUAGCAAUCAAACAAAGAUUAGAAGAGGCCGACGGAAAAGAGACCUCCCUUUUUGGGUUCUAUAGCGAUGGGACGAGAAAACAUUUAACUAGGGCGAUAGCGGUUAACAGGAUUCAAUUGGUGUUGCGUUCAGGUGGCUUUGACGGACUCCUAGGCCAUUCAUUUCGAGUCGGCGGCGCUUCACUCAGAUUUGCGCUGGGAACACCUGCUGAGGAGAUUUGUAUUCUAGGCAGACUCAGACCUUAUUGA